CUCCUCUUUUCCUUAUGGAGCCUGGCAUUAUCUGUAAGACUUGGAGAUGCCCUAAGAUGCUGCGGCUCUGAGCACAUUGUGCUCUGUGCAGAGGAGGAAUACAUGAGACAUCACCCAAUAAAGGCUGGGAUGGCAGCACAACAGACAGUGCUGUGUACACUGUCCAAUCAUGGGCAUGCUUACAGCAGAGGAGACUGGGGCUUGCAGCUGCUCCUGUGUGUGUAUUAUGUGUGUGCGAAAUCCUCUCCCUUCCUAAGGAUGAAAGAGGAGGAAUAAGAGGCUGAGCUAAUAGGGAUCAGCACCCAGAACUUCCCACAGACACCUCCAAAUCUACCCCAGCAGCAUCAUUGUUCUCCAGCAUCAGCACCAUCCGGUGAGCAGCUGCUGCAUCAGGUAGACCCCCACAGGAAAGCAUCAAUAUAAGCAAGGGCAAGGAGUCAAGAUGGCAGGUAUCCUAGUUUGGUUUUGGAAUGAGAGGUUUUGGUUGCCUCACAAUGUAACCUGGGCAGAUCUGAAGAACACGGACGAGGCGACUUUCCCCCAGGCUGAAGACCUGUACCUUGCCAUCCCUCUGGCGUUCUGCAUCUUCAUGAUACGCCUCUUCUUUGAAAGGUUUAUAGCGAAACCAUGUGCUUUGACUCUUAAAAUUCAGGCCAGUGGACCACAGAAGGCCCAGCACAAUGCCAUUCUGGAAAAGGUCUUUACUGCAAUCACAAAGCACCCUGAUGAAAAGAGACUGGAAGGACUUUCCAAGCAGCUGGACUGGGAUGUACGUAGUAUUCAGCGCUGGUUUCGGCAGAGGAGGAAUCAAGAAAAGCCGAGUACCCUGACACGAUUCUGUGAGAGCAUGUGGAAAUUUACUUUUAACCUUUACAUAUUUACUUACGGAAUACGGUAUCUAAAAAAGACUCCUUGGCUCUGGAACACCCGACAGUGUUGGUAUAACUAUCCUUAUCAGCAACUGACGGCAGAUUUACAUUACUACUAUAUUGUGGAAUUGUCUUUCUACUGGUCUUUGAUGUUCUCUCAAUUCACAGACAUCAAAAGAAAGGAUUUUGGAAUUAUGUUCCUUCACCAUUUUACAACGAUAUCCCUCAUCACAUUCUCAUACGUAAACAACAUGGUACGAGUAGGUACCUUGGUGAUGUGCCUUCAUGACAUGGCGGAUGUUUUGCUAGAGGCUGCCAAAAUGGCAAAUUAUUCCAAGUGUCAAAAACUGUGCGACCUCCUGUUUGUGGUGUUUGCGCUGGUGUUCAUAAUGGGCAGACUGGGUGUAUAUCCUUUAUGGAUACUGAACACUACGCUCUUUGAAAGCUGGGAAAUUGUCGGCCCUUAUCCCUCCUGGUGGGUCUUUAAUCUCCUGCUGUUACUGCUUCAAUCUCUGCAUCUAUUCUGGUCUUACCUAAUAGUCAAGAUUGCUUGUAAAGCCAUCUCGAAAGGCAAGACUGGGAAAUGGAAUCCUUCGCAUGUGUCGAAGGAUGAUAGAAGCGAUAUUGAAUCCAGCUCAGAUGAAGAAGAUUCAGGACCCCGCACACAAAAAUCACAUCACUCCAGCACCAAUGGGGUCAACACAUCCAAUGGAAUGAAUGGUUACCUCACCGGGGCCACAUCUGCAGAUGAACAUUAAAAAAAAAAAAAAAAAAAACAUUCUCUAAUGGAACAAUAAACUGUUUGCUACUGGACACAUCUAGUAACUCGUGAAUAAAGUUUCUCCAUGUAUCUCUGCAUCAGAAUCCAACAGAGCACCCAAUCUGUGCACCACUAUCAUUUGUCGCAACAUAAGAAUGGAGAACAAUGACCAACCGGUGCAGACGCGUUGUGGGUUUUCAAAAAUGUCCACAAGUCAAUAAGUAUUUUCGGCAGCUUGAAUGUUAUUUAUUGUUUAUAUUUGAAGGGGUCUUUUUUUUUUUUUUUUACAGUAGUUUUUGUUAGAAGGCUCUCCCAAAAAUAAGCUGAUUGUAGGGGCGCUUGAGACCCUCCCCCGAGAUAUCAUCCACCGACUGUAACUAACCCAUCAGCAAGUGUUUAGUCCCCCUAAAUCCAAUAGAAAAAUGGUUGUUUGUUUCUUCCCACACAUGAAGUUUAUGUUUAUACACUGAAAAAUAGGGUGGAAAGGUCCGCCCAGCAAACAUGGACACACAUUCUGCACACCCGCACUAGGACCACAGGGAAGUGCAACAUUUUAAUAGACGGUAAUGCAUUUCUGAGCAGAUUCCACAGAAACAAUUAACCUUUUCAUUGUUUCUGUAGAUGACAAAAUAAUGAUCUCUGUGGCAGAUGUUUCUGCUGCAAAAAUACAGCCGUGCACAAAGUGCAGCAGAAUUUCUGAGUGGAAUUUUCCCUGCCGAUUCUGCUCAUAAAUUCUGCCGUGUGAACAUAGCCUUAAAGAGUACCUUUCACCAAAUAAACUUUUCUAAACUAACUCAGGCUAUGUUCCCUAACUACUCCUAACACUCCUCCUACCCUUACUCUUCUUGCCCACAUAGUGCAAUUUCCCAGAAUGACAAAGUAGGUGUUUCCCAGUAGGCAUGAUGUCACUGAAGCCUGCUGGGGGACCACUUCCACCCUCACAUGGUUGCAGUCCUAUGGUGAUAGAAGACCUCAGGAUCUGUGCAGGUUUCAGUCUGUGUUGCUUUCUGUGAGAAUAUGUGGAGAUUUUACUUUCUGUGCAGCUUUCAAUCAAGCUCAGUGCGGAGAAGCACUUCCUGAGUUUGGUCUCCUGCCAGGCCAGGAGGAGACCAAACUCACUGUAUUUAUUGUGGCAGGGAACAGAACAGAGCCACCUAGUGGUUGUUUUUUCUAAUACAUUUCAAACAUAUUUAUGUUAAUAAUUUUUAAACGCAAGUGCAUGGGAAAAUGUCUGCUAAUUACACAAGAAACAUUAUAUUAAAAGUUUUAUUUUGUGACAGGUACUCUUUAAGGGUACUCCAGGGAAGUCAACUCAUGCCCUAUGCACAGGAUAGGGGUAUGUAUCCUGUAUGGGGCCCAGCAAUUCACCAGUCCUCAAAGUGGAAUGAUUGUCACCUAUAUAGAUGAACGGGAGUAACAGCCCACUCAGCCAAUCAAAAGCUGAGAUGGGGGUGUGUCACUGCCGGUGAUUGGAUGAAGGGGCCGUCACUCCUGCUCGUCUCCGAAGGUGGGGGCCACUCUUCUUUAAGGAUGGGUGAGUUGCUGGGCCCUGUACAGGAGAUUGCAAUCAGGUACUUCUUCCCUACCCUGUGGCUAGGGGAUACGUUGACUUCCCCGGAGUGCCCCUUUAAAGGGGGGGGGGGGGGGCUAUAGCUUUUGUUAUGGUCAAGAAAAUGGCUAAAAUGUAGCCUGAAAAAAACAGUGACAAAAAUAGUGAAAUAACAUUGAAAAGCUUCCAAAAGGUUUUAAACAAAAUGUUAGAAUUUCAGACAAUUUUUGACAAAAAAAACUCAAAAUGACCGUUUUUAGAGCCAUAAAAUUAUGGCUUCAAUAACAGAGUGCGAACAUAGCCUCGGACGCUCUUUGUUUGCUGGUCUCUUCUCAGGCUAAUUCAUACAGUAGAUAAGUGUUUCCCAACCAGGGAGCCUCCAGCUGUUGCAAAAUUACAACUCCCAGCAUGCCCGGACAGCCGCUGGCUGUUCGGGCAUGCUGGGAGUUGUAGUUUUGCAACAGCUGGAGGCAGCCUGGUUAGAUAACACUGGUCUGUUGAAUAAAAUGGACAUCCUUUUAUUUCAGCACCAGUGUAUUCCUAGUACUCCAGGUAGCUCCCAGACCAGGUUAGAAUCCCCAAAUAAAGCCUAUUACGAGGUGUUGUCUAUAUUACUGAGUGAAAAAGUUCUCUAGUUUUCCUAUUUUUCUCAAUCUUACAGUGUAGGAUAGUGAUCAAGCUCUGCAGCCGUAUUACUCUCCAUACUUUUAUUCUCUGUACUUUUCACGAUCAUCAAUUUACUUUUUGGUAUCAGUGUAAACCUUACAUCUUGUGGCACAUUAUAGUUAUCUUAAUGCAGUUUGCACAAAUCAUUUACAUAACAUGGUGGAAGACACACAGGGGGAGAUUUAUCAAAACCUGUCCAGGGGAAAAGUUGCUGAGUUGUCCAUAGCAACCAAUCAGCUAUCUUCUUUCGUUUUUAAAAAGGCCUCUGAAAAAUUGAAGAAGUGAUCUGAUUGGUUGCUAUGGGCAACUCAACAACUUUUCCUCUGGACGGUUUUAAUACAUUUCCCCCAUAGUGUAUAAGGAGCCGCAUAUGGGGGGAGAUUUAUCAAAACCUGUCCAGAGGAAAAGUUGACCAGUUGCCCAUAGCAACCAAUCAGAUCACUUCUUUCAUUUUUGAAAAGGCCUCUAAAAAAAGAAAGAAGUGAUCUGAUUGGUUGCUAUGGGCAACUGGGCAAGUUUUCCUCUGGACAGGUUUUGAUAAAUCUCCCCCAUGGUGUCCUAUGGUGUAUAGGCAAAACCGUUCAUAAACACCGUCCAUGUCUCAGGAAUAUUAGACCGCAAAUUCAGCGUCAGGUAAAAAGAUGAACUACUAUAUCAAGCUACCACAUUGAUUGUUGUCAAUGGAGAUGAAAAGAUGACUUCUGCAACUGGAAGAAAGCACCAUUCAUUUGAAUAGGGUUGUGUUGGGAUUCCCCCUUAAAAGGGGUCCUUGACAGCAGAUCCCCCUUUUUUUUUCUUGUCUAUAAGACACUAUGCCCUAUGUAUUAGGCAGGGUACAAAGCUAUCUGAUCGGAAUAGAGCAAUAUGCUCUCCUUGAAGGUGAGCAAUAUGUACUGGGAACCCAUUUUCCCAUUAAAUAGUGUUCUUAUCAAUUUAGAACAGAACCAUUUUUUUUUUUUUAUUUACUCAAUUUAUCUAAAUAGGCUCAAUGUUCUAAGCUGAUUUAUUAAGUAAGGGUACGUCCACACAUGUAUUUUUGCUGCAGAUUUUAUGGCAGCUGGUUUUGCUACCCAUGGAAGGUCCUAUCUGUUCUGAUCCCCGGCGCUCAACUUUGGCUCCCUGGUCAUCUCGGAAGUAUACUAUUCAAAGACAGGAGGGGGUGUAGGCCAGUAAUAAUAAUCGAGAUAACCAGGUAGUAGAACAGGCAUUACAUUUUCUGCUCCCCGUAAAACCCCUUUAAUUAAUCUUUAGGCCUCGUCCACACUGCUGAAAUUCAGCUGGCGGAAUUCCACUUGCAGCAUAGAGUCCCAUUGUUUCCAAUGGGAUUUUGCUUCUCUGUGCACACAAUGGAACUUUCAUGGCAGUAUUCUGCAGGCGGCACAGAUGUCGAACCAAAAAAUGAACAUGCCGGACCGUAUUGGCAUGUAUAGAGAUGGGGCCUACCACCGAUGCUUUUGGUGAUGCUCCCUCCAGACAGAAUCUUUGCCUGGAAAUAUUUUUAGAAUUCAAAAGUGCGGACGAGGCCUUAUAGCAUUUGGUGCUCAAUGACCCAUAUAGAUAUAGAGUUAAAACAUAACACUCUAGCCACCUGAAGCCAUGACUUUCAUGCUGCCUGAACCAUGAUUUAUCACAAUAGUCCCUGUGGCUUCUGCCUGUCAUGCUGGUCCUGAGUGACCACAACACUAGGGACUUCCCUGAUGACUCAUGGUCCAGGUAGCAUGAAAGUUCACUUUAAAGUCAUUUUUAGGGGCACAGGUUGGGAGGAAUAUUGAAAAAACUUAUACUCACACUUCCCAUCGCUCCCAGUCUAGAGUUGCCAUUGCUUUAGAGUCUCCAGCAGUCUCUUUGACGUCACCGUACAUGUUUCACAGGACCACUGCAGCCAAUCACUGGCCUUGGUGGUCACAUUACCCAUUGCCACUGAGGCUGACCUCUGAUUAAUUAUGAUGGGCAAAAGCUGCUUUUUCUCAGAUGCCCUUUCCAUACCCAAGGCCCAGUGUGUCUUCCUUGACCAUGUGUAUAUAGUGGGUACAUAUAACACUCAGAAAUCUGCUUUGGUGUUUGGUUAGGUCAUAAUAAAUAUUCUAUCACAGGCAGUAUUUGAUCUGGAAACACUGUAUAUGUCUGAAUCAUAUGGAUCUUAUUAUAAUUUUAGUGCACAUGCAGCUUUGCAAGAUAAACCUAUUUGUUCCAGUUAUCUACACAUGGGUAUUUAAAGUGUAUGAUGUCAUUCAUUCUUUCCUAUAGCAAUAAGGUAUUGUAUUAUUCUGUACCAAUAAUGUAAAACUCAGGGGGUGAAACAAUGACAUUAUCUGGUCAAUUCCCCUAAAAAAAACAUGUAAAGGAGUAACAAAUAAAAAAAAUUUCUCCUUUAAA
Molecule: messenger RNA, 6220 nt
Organism: Hyla sarda
Lineage: Eukaryota; Metazoa; Chordata; Amphibia; Anura; Hylidae
Gene: CERS6
Product: ceramide synthase 6
Exons: 11
Coding region: 443-1627 (394 amino acids)
Biological process (GO): ceramide biosynthetic process
Cellular component (GO): membrane
Molecular function (GO): DNA binding; sphingosine N-acyltransferase activity
Source: RefSeq, a predicted model, not a curated record